AUGGGAACUGUGAUGAAUAAAAAGUUGCCUCACAAGCAGAUGGUACAGAAAGUAAAAGGUAGAACAUUUCAUUUACCAUUACCAUUAGAACAAACAAUGAACAAAAUAUGUUCGAAAACUGAUGCGAUAAAUAAAAACAAUAUGGAAUUGUACAUUUUGGUUAGAGGUAUUCCAACAAAAGCAAAAAUUAUUUGGGAAGAAAUGGUAAAUCUUAAAAAAGUAUUUGAUGCUUUGGUAUGGUUAAAACAUAAUAAUCACCUUUAUAAACAUAUUAUACUGCCAGAUACUUGUGAUAGAUUAUGUUCGGAAAAAAAUGUAGAAUUUUUUGAAAUAAAAGAGACAGAAAAUGAUACUGAAUUUGUAUCGGACAAUGAUGAUAAUAAUGGUACAUUAUUAAAUUCAAAGAUUGAAAUGCAAGGAAUAAAAAAUAAUGCAGAAGCUAUUGUUUUAAAUCUUCAAGGUGACGCUAUGUUAACUCAGGUUACUGAUGACAAGGAUAGUUAUUACGAACAGUAUACCAUUUAUCCUUUAUAUGAAAAAAAAACACGUGAAAGUGCUAACGCUUUGUAUCAAAUGUUAAAAAUUGAAGAAUUACCCCUUGAUAACCGUGAAAAAUUUUUAGAUCUAUUAUGUUUUCCAGAUUUAUAUCCUUUUGGUGUUAAUGGACAACAUGAAACUAGACAAAUGAAACUUUAUGAUCAUGAAUAUAUUAAAUGUCGUUUGACUUCUAAACAUUCCCAAUAUAGAUUGAAUCAACAAUAUUUGUUUUAUUUAUUAAAUAAUGCGAAUAAUCGUCAAUUAAAGCGCGGUAUUUAUCAGAAAUUAAAUGUAACCAAUUUGCGAGAUCGUUACACGGCUUUGGAAUAUUUACAAGCAGUGCAGAAAGAUUUAUUGGAGUCUGAUUUGAGUACGAUAUUUUCUACUCUAAGAAAUACGGCACAAUAUUGGCGUAGACCAAGAUAUGAUUUAGAGUGCAUGAUACAACAUUACGGACCUGCGACAUGGUUUUUAACAUUGAGUCCUGGUGAAUGGAUGUGGGAUGAUUUAGGUCAAUACAUUCGUGAAGUAAAUGGUUGGUGUAACGAUUCGUCUUCCACCAGUGCUCUCGUUGCUAGAGAUCCUGUAUCAGCGUCAAGAUUUCUCGAUAAUAAAUUUAAAGCAAUGAUUGAUUUUAUUUGUUCCGAAGAUCAUCCGAUUGGAGAAGUUAUACAUUACUUCUGGCGACGAGAAUAUCAAGGUAGAGGGAUACAACAUUUUCAUAUGUUAAUUUGGAUUAAAGAUGCACCAAUUAUUGGUCUAUCUUCUGAAAAAGAAAUUUCUGAAUUUAUUUUACAACAUGUAACUUGUAAAAUGCCAGAUAAAAAUAUUUCUCCAUUAUUAUAUGAACGGGUUAAUUCAUACCAGCAACAUAAACAUAACGAUUAUUGUCUUCGUUCUAAGAAAAUGGGACGUAAAGUUGGUCGUAUAUGUCGUUUUGGAUUUCCUCGCUCUGUUACGAAUACGUUAUGUUUAAGAGAUGUUGUAAGUUCGAUAGCAGGUAGGAAACAGUUAAAGUCUAGAAAUAGGCUUUAUGAUCUUCCUCGAACGGAGAGGGAGAGUUAUAUAAAUGACUAUAAUCCCCCUACUCUUAUUGCAUGGAAUGGAAAUAUGGAUAUACAAUAUAUUGGAGAAGAUUCAAGGUUUAUUAAUAUGUACAUAAGUAAGUAUGUAAGUAAAGCAGGACAAUGUGAAUUAUCUGAAGAUAUUCUUGAUUGUAAAAAUCAGACAAACAAAUCGAUAGCGAGCUGUCUUUGGAAUAUUGGAUUACGAUUUUUAAAUAAUAGAGAAUGUGGAGCUGUUGAAGCUGCUGAUACGUUGCUAGGUAUUCCUUUAUAUGGAACUGAUCGAGAUACGACGUUUAAAUGGUUGGAUACGAAUCAGAUACGAUAUAGAAGAGUCAAAAAUGUUAAAGAAGUUGAAGCUCUCGAUGAAGAUUCUACAGAUAUAUUUUGUGCGUCUGUAAUAGAUGACCAUUAUCCACAUAGACCGAAAAAAUUGGAAUCGAUGUGUUUAUAUAAAUUUAUGCAAUGGUAUGAUAUUACGAAAGUUAAACCACAAAGUAAAAACAUUAAAUAUUACAAGAUGGAUAAUGGUUAUUACCUUAAACGGCGACAACGUGGACAUCUCAUUAAACAUUAUAAAUAUGAUGUUAAGACGCGGCCGGAAAAUUAUUUUUUUUCAUUACUUCUUAUGUUUCAACCAUGGCGAAAAAUGGAAGAUCUUAAAAAUGAUUGUGAUACUUAUGCAGAAUCAUUUCAUAAGGUAAAAUUACAUCUCGUCGAAGCAUUGCAGUAUCAUGAAAAAUUGGAAGAAUUGAAAAAAGCAAUUGAAACUGUAAAGGAAUUGGUUCAACAGCAGAUUGAUGAAAAACAGCAUUUGUCUCAAGAUGAUCCUGAUAAUCCGAUAGGUGUUCAAAAUAUUCAAGCUGGUGAAGCAAUGCAAGAUUUUAAAGAUCUCGGUGGUCACGAAGAAAAAAUCGAUAUAUCUGAAAUGAUUUCAAAAUUGAAUGUAGAUCAAAAAAGAGUAUUUGAUAGAGUCAUUAAUACCCUGUCAGAUAAAAAAUCGUUAUUACGACUAUACGUUAGUGGAGAAGGAGGCACUGCAGCGCCCACUGGUAUAGCAGCGUUUAAUAUAAAUGGUUUGACGAUACAUAGAUUACUUCAAUUACCCGUUGAACAUGGUUCUACUCCUAAGUAUAAACAAUUAGCUGAUCACGUAUUAAAAGUUUUACGAGCAGACCUCAAAGAUGUUAUUCUUUUUAUAAUUGAUGAGGAAAUAUUAUUAAUUGCUGAAGAUGAGAUUGAAUGUACACCAUAUAUUAAAAAAAGAAUAACAAAGGUAUUGGCGGAUAAUGAUGAUGAUAAUACUAGGACAGCUGGGCUUUUCAAACGAAUUACAAUUAAAAUUGGAGCAAAAGUUAUGAUAAGACGUAACAUUGAUGCCAGUUUAGGCCUUGUAAAUGGCACAAUUGCUACAGUUAUUUCAGUUGUGCAAGAUCCAUCUACAGAUUAUGUAGAAAAAAUUAAACUUCUUUUACCAUCUGAUUUGGAAUAUUUUAUUGAAAGAGUAAGUGUCAAAUUUCAAGUUAUGGAAAAUGCAUUUGUUAUUAGAAAACAAUUUCCAAUAUCUUUGAGUUAUGGUAUUACCAUUCAUAAGGCCCAAGGAUUAAGUUUACAAAAUGUUGUUACGGAUAUAGGGUUAUGUCAGCAAAUCCUGCUCGGUUUCUGCAAUCAAUCUACUGGCAUGCCAUGCCAGCAGGCUUUGUCGACAAAUCCUGAGCUUAAUGCGGACACAGAAUGCUAUGAAUCUGCAAUGGGUAUCUGA
Messenger RNA from Monomorium pharaonis (pharaoh ant), 3363 nucleotides. RefSeq lists its product as uncharacterized. Bases 1 to 3363 code for a protein of 1120 amino acids. The transcript has 4 exons. NCBI's taxonomy places the organism in Eukaryota, Metazoa, Arthropoda, Insecta, Hymenoptera, Formicidae. The record is from RefSeq and is a predicted model, not a curated record.